CAUAAACCGCAAUCCUCCCUUUCCUCCACAAACCGAAAGCCGGCAAAAGUCCGCCUGUGACUCAACUGAAAUCUGGAGUACUAUUAAAGAACUAUUUAUUCUAGCCAUCGUGCAACCAUCUUCUUCCCUCAACUUUGUUCUGAACAACAAAACUCACUGCUACUUCGAGACCCCGCCAUGGAUCACAUCAAGAAGACGUUUGCGCAAUGCAAGAAGGAGGGUCGAUCUGCUCUCAUCACCUAUGUGACUGCAGGUUACCCUACCCCUCAAGAGACUCCCGACAUCCUGCUGGGUAUGGAGGCAGGUGGUGCCGAUCUCAUUGAGCUCGGUAUGCCCUUUACUGAUCCCAUUGCCGACGGUCCCACGAUCCAGAAGUCGAACACUCAAGCACUCAAGAAUGGUGUAAACACGGAGCAAUGCCUCCAGAUGGUUCGAGAUUCUAGGGACCGCGGUCUCAAGGCCCCGGUUCUUCUCAUGGGAUACUACAACCCCCUCCUCAGCUACGGCGAGGAGCGCAUGCUGCAGGACGCAAAGGCGGCCGGUGUCAAUGGCUUCAUCAUUGUUGAUCUGCCCCCUGAGGAAGCCGUACGCUUCAGGGAUUUCUGCGCCAGCUAUGGUCUUUCCUACAUCCCCCUCAUUGCACCUGCUACAUCCGAUCACCGCAUGCGUGUUCUCUGCAAGAUUGCAGACUCCUUUAUCUACGUCGUAUCCCGCAUGGGUGUCACUGGUGCCUCUGGUACCAUGAAUGCUGCUCUUCCCCAGUUGCUCGAGCGCGUUCACAAAUACUCUGGAAACAUUCCGGCUGCUGUCGGUUUUGGCGUUAGUACCCGCGAUCAUUUCGUAAGCGUCGGAAAGAUUGCAGAGGGUGUUGUGAUUGGCAGCCAGAUCGUCAAUGUCAUUGCUGGUGCAGCCCCAGGCUCGGGCGCAAAGGAGGUUGAGAAGUACUGUGACCAGAUCUCUGGAAAGAGCACCUGGUCCACCACACGAGAAGUCGGAAUCAUCGAGGCCUUGUCCGAGGCCAAGGAGCCAACUGGCGUGUCGGUCGACAAGGUCAUUACUGACGCAGACACCCCGAGUGGACCCGGAUUGGCCGAUCAGAUCGAGGCCCUGAACACUGAUUCCAACGGUUUCUUGAACGAGAACGCACUGCCGCCACGAUUUGGAGAAUUCGGUGGUCAAUAUGUGCCCGAAUCGCUCAUGGACUGUCUCGGAGAAUUGGAGAAGGGUUUCCACGACGCGACCAAUGAUCCCAAAUUCUGGGAGGAGUACAGAUCGUACUACGAAUACAUGGGCAGACCUGGCCAUUUGCAUCUGGCAGAACGGCUUACGGAACAUGCCGGGGGUGCCAACAUCUGGUUGAAGCGAGAGGAUCUGAAUCACACCGGAAGCCACAAGAUCAACAACGCACUUGGUCAGAUUCUCAUCGCUCGCAAGUUGGGCAAGACUGAGAUUAUCGCCGAGACUGGAGCUGGCCAACACGGUGUCGCUACUGCCACGGUCUGUGCUAAGUUCGGCAUGAAGUGUACCAUCUAUAUGGGUGCCGAGGACGUGAGACGUCAGGCCUUGAACGUUUUCCGCAUCAAGCUCCUGGGCGCUCAGGUCGUAGCGGUCGAGGCUGGUUCUCAGACUCUCCGUGAUGCGGUCAACGAAGCCCUUCGUGCAUGGGUCGUCAAUCUCUCCACCACUCACUACAUUAUCGGCUCGGCCAUUGGUCCCCACCCAUUCCCUACCAUUGUUCGUACCUUCCAGUCGAUCAUAGGUAACGAGACCAAAGAGCAGAUGCAGAAGCUGCGCGGAAAGCUCCCCGAUGCAGUUGUUGCUUGCGUCGGCGGUGGCAGCAAUGCAGUGGGCAUGUUCUACCCCUUCUCUAAUGAUCCAUCGGUCAAACUCCUCGGCGUCGAGGCUGGUGGCGACGGUGUUGAUACCGAUCGCCACAGUGCUACUUUGACUGGCGGUUCCAAGGGUGUCUUGCACGGCGUUCGUACGUACGUUUUGCAAGACAAGCAUGGACAGAUUAGCGACACUCACUCUGUGUCUGCCGGUCUGGAUUAUCCUGGUGUAGGACCAGAGCUCUCCAGCUGGAAGGACAACGACCGAGCCAAGUUCAUUGCCGCAACUGAUGCCGAAGCCUUUAUUGGCUUCCGUCUGCUCUCUCAGUUGGAGGGUAUCAUCCCUGCUCUCGAGACUGCCCACGCCAUCUAUGGUGCUAUCGAGCUGGCAAAGACCAUGAACAAGGAUCAAGAUGUUGUCAUCUGUGUGUCUGGUCGUGGAGACAAGGAUGUGCAGAGCGUUGCCGACGAGCUUCCCAAGUUGGGCCCCAAGAUCAACUGGGAUUUGAGAUCACUCGUUGCGUCCUCGCUGCCACGAAGCAGCCCGGAAACCCUGGACCGCAUCGCCGUCUUUCGUACUUCCACUAGCGACGGCACAUUCGAGCUCCAGGAGCUACCCAAAUUCACCGAUUCACCCAGGGAGAAGGCAGACGGGCGGACAACAAAGCGCGACAGGAAACGUCAGGAGAAGCUCGAACGGCUUCGCGAGGCUGACGAGAUGAAGUUCUCCCACAGUCUGCAGUUCAAUUCGGUGCCCGAUUGGAGCAGCCAUUAUAUCGCAUAUUCAAAUCUCAAGAAAUUAAUUUAUACCCUCGAGCAACGUGUGAACCAGCAAGCGCACGCGACUACCGAUGCCGAAUCCUCGCCCCUGUUGAACGGACAGUCGGAAGAUCCCGAUAAGGUCUUUACCCAUGCGCUCGACGUGGAACUGGAGAAGGUGUGCUCCUUCUACCAGCUGAAGGAACUCGAGGUCUACGGCGAGCUCGACUCGCUCAUAAAAGACGAGGAGAGUUAUGAAGAGGAACAGGACGAAUUUGAGCACGAACAAGAGAAUGUUCCCGCGGGGAAGCGCGUGCGCUCCGCAAGCAUAUUCAAGACCAUUGGCUACAAUAAAAGACGAGGCUCAAGCACGUUAAGCCGGCAAUCGAUCGAUGAGGAAGACUCCGACGAAGAGCCAGACGAGACUUCGAGGCUUCGACGGAAAAGCUCAGACGGACGCAGAAGGCAUCUGUUGGAUGGUCGCGAUGAUGAUGCGGCCCCGUCUGGCGACUUUGCGUCGUCCAAGAGGAGAACAAGCGCUGCUUUUGACGACUACAACGACAUGGCCUUCUCCGCCCUCUACGACGAAGGUGUGUCGCUAAAGAAGCGAACUGCGAGCCUAUACGUAACGCUCUGCGAGCUGCGUUCAUUCAUUCAAUUGAACAAGACUGGUUUCGGCAAAGUGUUGAAGAAAUACGACAAGAUCCUGGAUCGCAAACUGAAGGGUUUCUACAUUUCAAAAUACGUGGAGCCCGCAUACGCCUUCCAACAGAACACGAUGGACCACCUUGCCGCUAACAUCGCAAAGGUUGAAGACGCCUACUCGCGCAUUUGCACAAAAGGAGAUGUCAACGAGGCCAAGCGAGAGCUGCGACUGCAUCUACGAGAGCACGUGGUGUGGGAGCGAAAUACCGUCUGGCGAGAGAUGAUUGGUAUUGAGCGCAAAGCCCAGGCGGCCAAUCUUGGUAUCGGGCAGCUGUUGGGAGGACCAUCCGAUGGACGAAAUGUUCGCCUGCAAGGCGAUGAGCCGGAAUCAAAGGUGAAAGAGGUGGUGACGCCUAUUGGCAGGUACCAAUGUCCUCGAUGGCUGGUGAAUCGAACCUUCUACAUGUUGUUGGUGAUUCUGGCCAUAUUCUUCGUCCUCUUGUUCCUUCCUAUAAUGAAGAAGCCGGAGCAGCAGAACUGCUUGGCAUUAGUUAUUCUCGUCAGUUUAUUAUGGGCCACGGAGGCGAUCCCUCUUUUCGUCACCUCUCUAUUGGUGCCAUUCCUGGCAGUCACUCUCCGAGUUGUUCGCGAUGACUCCACGCACAAACGCCUCGAAACAAAGCAAGCCGCCAGUUAUGUCUUCGCCGCUAUGUGGACGCCUGUGAUCAUGCUGCUCCUUGGAGGCUUCACUAUUGCUGCAGCCUUGUCCAAGUACAACAUCGCUAAAAUGAUGGCCACCUUUGUCCUCAGCAAAGCAGGAACGAAGCCCAGGACGGUCCUUGUCACCAACAUGUUUGUUGCCAUGUUCGCAAGUAUGUGGAUCAGUAACGUUGCCGCGCCCGUCUUGUGUUUCUCUAUCAUUCAACCCAUUCUCCGCAAUCUGCCCUCGGAUUCCGACAUGACCAAGGCUCUUCUCUUGGGAAUUGCUCUUUCGUCUAAUAUUGGCGGUGCAGCUUCCCCCAUUGCAUCGCCUCAGAAUCUCAUUGCCCUCGAAAACAUGUCCCCUGAGCCGUCUUGGGGAAUAUGGUUCUUCAUUGCCCUUCCUGUGUGCAUCAUUUCUAUUCUUUUGAUCUGGGUACUCUUGCUGGUCACAUUCAAGCCCGGACGCAACACCACCAUCGUUCCCAUCCGGCCACUGAAGGAUCGUUUCACCGGCACGCAAUGGUUCAUUAGUUUCGUUACGAUCCUCACCAUCGUACUUUGGUGCGUGUCCCAUCAACUCGAGCCCAUCUUCGGCGAUAUGGGUGUCGUUGCCAUCAUUCCUCUCGUCCUCUUCUUCGGUACCGGUAUUCUCACUAAGGAGGACUUCAACAAUUUCCUAUGGACGAUCAUCAUCCUCGCCGCAGGAGGUCUGUCUCUGGGCAAAUCUGUCAACUCAUCCGGACUCCUCCACACGAUCGCUCAAUCCAUCACCAGCUCCGUCGAGGGCAUGUCUUUGUACGGAGUUCUCCUCGUCUUCACCGCUUUAAUCAUGGUCGUCGCUACAUUCAUCAGCCACACAGUCGCCGCGCUCAUCGUCCUCCCACUCGUCAAGGAAGUCGGCCAAGCCAUGGCAGAGCCUCAUCCCAACCUCCUCGUCAUGGGAAGCGUGUUGAUGGCCAGCGCCGCCAUGGGCCUUCCCACCUCCGGUUUCCCCAACAUGACCGCCAUCAUGAUGGAAGACCAACGAACAGGCCAACGUUACCUCGAAGUCAAGCACUUCCUCACCCGCGGCGUCCCCGCUUCCAUCAUGGCUUUCGUCGUCAUCGUCACCGUCGGCUACGGACUCAUGCUCGCCGUGGGCUUCUAGAAUUUCAAUCCAACUCACUUUGUAUUUUUGAAGCGUUUUCAAAUCGAAAUAUCAAACGCGGCGUUUUGGAGGAGGUUAUCGCAUAUUUGUACUUAUAUAUAUAUAUGUACAUUGCUACAGACAGGACUUUGAGUCAUUUUGCAUGUCGGAGUACAUUUUCAUCUACUACUACAAACCGUCGAUCUGAGAGACAAAUUAUACAUUUUCCGUUCCUGCAUACUUGGGAAUUCCACUAAAGGAAUCAUCAAUAACUAAUACUUUCAUGGUGACGGGUCAAAUUGGCCAUCUAUCUGAUUGUC
Molecule: messenger RNA, 5381 nt
Organism: Aaosphaeria arxii CBS 175.79
Lineage: Eukaryota; Fungi; Ascomycota; Dothideomycetes; Pleosporales
Exons: 9
Coding region: 178-5082 (1634 amino acids)
Biological process (GO): L-tryptophan biosynthetic process; transmembrane transport
Cellular component (GO): cytoplasm; membrane
Molecular function (GO): tryptophan synthase activity; transmembrane transporter activity
Source: RefSeq, a predicted model, not a curated record